AUGUCCUCGGACGUGCAAGAGCAAAUUAUUUCGGCAAUCUUUGAGAGGAGACCCAUAUGGAACAGCAAAGAUGUGAACCAUAAAAAUAGAAGAAUAAUUAAUCAAUUAUGGGAAGAAAUAAAAAACGAACUGAAUAUUGAAGUGACCGAUUUAAAGAAGAAAUGGAAAAAUUUAAAAGAUCACUAUAGAAAGGAAUUAAAAAAAAAUCCUGCCCCUAGAUCAGGAGAUGCCGGAAAUGUUAAUCAACCCUCAAAUUGGCAAUAUUUUUCUCAAUUGAGGUUUUUGCAAGAUGAAGUUGUACCAAAUGUUACUGAGGGUAAUUUAAGCAGAAUUGAAGUAAGUAAUCAGAUAAGUAAUGAUUCUUUUGAGACAGAAGACAUAUCUGGAGAAAACUCUCAAGAAGAUACAACCGGUCAUAAUGAAGAAUCUUCUAUUUAUCCACAACAACCUUCUACAUCCUCACAAGAGGCUUCUGUUUCUUCUCAAGAAGCUUCUACAUCAUUGCAAGAAAUUUCUACGCCUCCAAGAGAAGCUUCUGCGUCACAACGAUCAAGAAAAAAGAGAACAGCGAAUGACAUAAGAACUGAAUUUUUAGAAUUGGAAAGGAAAAGGAUAAGACUGCUGGAAAAUGAUUUAUCAAAUCAAAGUAGAAACGAGGCUUCUAGAAAUGAGAAUAAGUCUGAUGACUACUACUUUUUUAUGAGUUUACUUCCACAAAUGGAAAAAUUCACGCCCUUUCAAAAGUUUAGAGUAAGACAAAAAAUUAAUCAAGCUCUUCUAGAUGAGUUAAGUGUAAAUGAAAGCACGUACCCUUCUAAUGAAUCAUAUAUGUAUGGGUAUAGUACUCAACAAUAGAGGUAUAUCAAUCUUAUAAUAAAAAUACUGUCAAUAAAUAACAAAACUGUGAUUUAAAUAGUUAACUAAUCGUCGUACAGAUGAGAACUUUAAUUUUAGAGAGAAGAUUUAGUUUUAAGAUUAGAAUAAGCGUGGAAUUAUUAUACUGACCACUAAGUAUAUCGACCUUGUA
Molecule: messenger RNA, 1027 nt
Organism: Plodia interpunctella (Indianmeal moth)
Lineage: Eukaryota; Metazoa; Arthropoda; Insecta; Lepidoptera; Pyralidae
Product: transcription factor Adf-1-like
Exons: 2
Coding region: 1-855 (284 amino acids)
Biological process (GO): regulation of transcription by RNA polymerase II
Cellular component (GO): nucleus; transcription regulator complex
Molecular function (GO): DNA binding
Source: RefSeq, a predicted model, not a curated record